GACAUUAUUUUACUACGGAGUACUGUGUUGGUAUUAUCUAAAAACACGUGCAAACUGCAAAUAUGUCGUUUUGAGAUUCGACAUAAAUUGAUAUUUGUUAAAGUUUAAUUUUCUAUUUAGAUAGAAUAUAUUAUAUAUUGAUUACUUUAUAUUAUGAAUUAAAAUAUAAAUUAUUUCAAGAUGCCAGACAUGAAAUAUAUUUUAGUGACUGGAGGUGUGAUCAGUGGCGUGGGAAAAGGUGUCAUUGCUAGUUCUUUUGGCACGAUUCUAAAAAGCUGUGGUAUUGAUGUUACAUCAAUAAAAAUCGAUCCCUACAUAAAUAUUGAUGCUGGAACUUUCUCUCCAUACGAACAUGGCGAAGUUUACGUUCUUGACGACGGCGGGGAAGUUGACCUUGAUCUUGGAAACUAUGAGCGCUUCUUGGAUAUAACUCUGCAUAGAGAUAAUAAUAUAACAACUGGUAAAAUAUAUCAGCAAGUGAUUGAACGUGAACGUCGGGGUGACUAUCUUGGUAAAACUGUCCAAGUUAUCCCACACAUAACUGAUGCUGUACAGGAAUGGGUUCAGAGAGUUGCUCGCAUACCAGUGACUGCUGACAACACACCACCAAGAGUAUGCAUAGUAGAGUUGGGUGGAACUAUUGGUGACAUUGAAGGCAUGUCCUUUGUAGAAGCAUUCCGACAGUUUCAAUUUAGAGUUAAAAGAGAAAAUUUUUGCUGUGCUCAUGUGUCAUUAGUUCCAAUGCCAAAAGCUACAGGUGAACCUAAGACAAAGCCUACACAGUCAUCAGUUAGAGAAUUGCGUGGUCUUGGGCUCUCACCCGAUUUAAUACUGUGCCGCUCUGAGAAACCUAUUAACCACAAUGUAAAAGAAAAGAUUUCAAACUUCUGCCAUGUAGCUCCAGAACAAGUUAUAUGUAUUCAUGACUUAAGCUCCGUAUAUCAUGUACCCAUGUUGAUGGAAGCUCAAGGAGUAGUACAAUAUUUAAAUGAGAGACUUCAAUUAAAUAUAUCUAUGCCCCGCCCAGGCAGUUUUAUGAAAAAAUGGCGCAAUUUAGCCAAACGAGUAGAAAACCUUCGUAGAGAAGUGAAUAUUUCUCUGGUUGGUAAAUACACAAAAUUGGAAGACAGCUAUGCAAGUGUUACUAAGGCAUUACAGCACGCUUGUAUAACAGCUGGCUGUAAACUCAAUUUGACAUACAUUGAGGCAGUAAAUCUUGAAAAACAGAGUAAAAUUGAUGAUCCUGUUGGCUAUCAUAAAGCAUGGCAGGAUCUUUGUAAGAGUGAUGGUGUUAUAGUACCAGGAGGUUUUGGGCAAAGAGGACUGGAAGGAAAGAUUGAAGCUUGUAAUUGGUGUAGAGAAACACAAAAGCCAAUGCUUGGUAUUUGUUUAGGUCUACAGGCAGCGGUUAUAGAAUUUUCGAGGAAUGUAUUAGGACUUUCUGGAGCAAAUAGUACAGAAGUUGACCCAAACUGUGCAGAUAAAUUAGUUAUAGACAUGCCAGAACAUCAUCCAGGAAAACUGGGUGGCACCAUGAGAUUGGGGAAAAGGAAAACUAUUUUGGAACCGAGUAUUGUAGCUUCAUUGUACAAGAAGGAUGAAAUAGAAGAGCGUCACAGACACAGAUACGAAGUGAACCCGGAAUAUAUAGAUAGGUUGGAGGCAGCUGGUCUGCGGUUUGUUGGCAAAGAUGAGACCAAGACUCGUAUGGAAGUGGCUAUAGUAGAAACACACCCAUUCUAUGUAACUGUGCAGUUCCACCCUGAAUACCUCUCAAGGCCAUUGUCACCCAGCCCACCUUUCUUAGGACUCAUCUUAGCAGCAACGGGUAAACUAAAGAGCUACUUAUCAAAAGGAUGUAGAUUUAGCCCAAGAAGUCAAUCUGAUGUUAGUUCUGAUGAAGGCGACUUAGAUGAAGAAAUAUCGUUUGGUACACUAAACAUUAGUAACCACAAAAAUGGGAUUAUUGAGCCGGAGGUGAAUGGUAUACAUUAAGUAUAAUUUUAAGUUCAAAUAUUAACUUGCUUAUGUGCAUAUAAUAAGAUUAUUUCUGACCUUAAUUGCUGAAAUACCUAAAAUUAUAUAAAAAAAUAUUAUAGUUCUUCUCUCUUUUCAACAUACCAGUUCUAUAUUAAUAUAGUAAUUCCUUGAAUUGUAAUAAAACAGUGCAAAUGUAACAUACCAGUGAUAUUUUCACCGACUUAGUGGAUUAUCAAUUUGAUGAGUAUUUUUUUUCAGUUCAAUUUCAGGUUUGUCAAAACAAACUCAAAACACAAAUAUUGUGAUUCUGUUUUUUUAUUAUUGCUAAGUAAUAUUAAUGUGGUUAUCAAACUUAUGUAAUGAUUAAAAGAAUUCAUCCUUUAUGUCAAGUUUUUGUAUAGCACACAAUAUGCUUAUGCUAGUUAAUAGCAUGAAUUAAGCGGUGAACGAUUUUCAUACAUUUCACGUAAAUAUCUACACAAAUACUAUUCGAAUCCGAGAAUCGGGCGUUUUACUGUUCUACAUAUACCCACCGCAGUGCUCGUAAACGUAUAUAGAAUGCUUUCAGUAAAGAGCACCAUUGUUGGCGAAAGGCAAAAUAACAUGUAAAACAUGGAAUUUGAACUAUAAUAUUGGAAUUAUUAACAUAUAGACGAUAUAUGUCAAAAGUUUUUGAAAACUAUAUUUAUGUAUAUAAAUAUAAUUGAUGUUAUACCAUGGGAUUGGUUAGUGAAAAUUAUUUUAUCAUCUGUAGUUUGUAAGAUAAAGUGAUAUGAUAAUUCAUACCAUUAUACAAAAUUAUCAGAAUCUCCUAUUCGGUAUUGCCAAUAAUAAUUUUUUUUGACAUUUAAUUGUAUUUUUAUAAACACAUUUAAAACUUAAAUGGUGUAUUUUCAAAUGUAUUAUCCGUCUAGACAUCCAUAUAAAUCGUAAUGAUUACUAGAAAUUAUAUAAUCUUCUAGCGGAUCCGCAAGACUUCAUGAAUAAAAAUAAUACACACAUACUAACAACAUAUAGUUUUUAUCUGAACUUCAAAACUCCCGCGACACUAAAAUGCCUAUUAAUCGGAGUUUUGAGGACUUCAAUGUGAUUGAGUUAUAGUAUGUAACCUUUAAAAAUCUAUACUAAUAAUUAAAGUAGUAUGAUUGCUACUUUUUGUAAUUAUUAAAUCUUAUACUUAAUAGUGGUACAAGUAGCGGCACGAAACUCUAGCGCUGACCGUUAUUGCGCAGAAGAAAAAAAUAAGGUACUUGAGGGGGGCUAGUGGAAUGAAGAGCGUCGAUUGGAUCUUCAGUCGCAUUCCGGCCCCCGCACCACAGUACACAUGGGAAGUAAUCACCUCCACGUAUCGGCCAGCGCUAGACUUACGUGCCUAUAAUAGUAACAACACUUUCAAACUCUUAAUACAUUGCCUGCUCUGUUUGAAACUG
Molecule: messenger RNA, 3410 nt
Organism: Pieris rapae (cabbage white)
Lineage: Eukaryota; Metazoa; Arthropoda; Insecta; Lepidoptera; Pieridae
Gene: Ctps
Product: CTP synthase
Exons: 10
Coding region: 181-1995 (604 amino acids)
Biological process (GO): pyrimidine nucleobase biosynthetic process; CTP biosynthetic process
Cellular component (GO): cytoplasm; cytoophidium
Molecular function (GO): identical protein binding; CTP synthase activity
Source: RefSeq, a predicted model, not a curated record